Molecule: messenger RNA, 1041 nt
Organism: Triticum turgidum subsp. durum (durum wheat)
Lineage: Eukaryota; Viridiplantae; Streptophyta; Magnoliopsida; Poales; Poaceae
Source: the annotation of a GenBank genome assembly
AUGGCCUCCGUCACCUCCUGCUCUUCCACCGUCUUCACCUCCUCCUCCUCCAUACCCUACCGAACAAGGACGCCUCUUCCAUCUCUCCGCCCGCCGCCGCGUCUCGCCAGCCUUCCCGGGCGACCGGUGCUGAGGUGCCCAGCUAAGCGCGACCCGGGCGAGGCGCCGCCGCUGCUUGGAGCUCCUGUGGUUUGUGACGAGAGAGAGGCACCGGAGCCGGCAGGUACGGACAGUGGCGGGCUCGCGCCGUCCGAUCCGAAAUGGGGGCUCGCGUUCGCGGCGGCGGCGGGGGUGCUCAUGAUCCAGGGGUCGCAGCAGGCGCUGGCCGGCACGCAGUUCAUGGGCCUGCAGCCGCCGGCGGACCUGCUGGGGGAUCUCGGGGACAUCAGUACAGGUUUUGCUUCAGCUUUUCUGCUGAUUUUCUUUUCUGAGCUAGGAGACAGGACGUUUUUCAUUGCGGCACUUUUAGCAGCUAGAAAUUCUGGAGGAGUCAUUUUUCUUGGCACAUUUGGAGCACUUGCGGUAAUGACAGUUAUAUCUGUAGUUCUUGGUCGAGCAUUUCACUACGUUGAUGGCGUCCUUCCAUUCAGUUUUGGCGGUACAGAUUUCCCAAUUGAUGACAUUCUUGCUGUGUGUCUCUUGGUAUACUAUGGAGUUACUACAUUACUUGAUGCGGCUUCAGGUGAUGGAGAAAAGAUGAAUGAGGAGCAAGAGGAGGCUGAGAUAGCAGUUUCGAAGUUUUCUGGAAAUGGCGCAGGAUUAGUGUCUGUCGCCAGUACUCUUGCUAGCACAUUUGUUUUGGUUUUUGUUGCUGAAUGGGGUGAUAAAUCAUUUUUCUCAACAAUUGCACUUGCUGCGGCUUCAUCCCCUCCGGGUGUCAUUGCAGGAUCGCUUGCUGGUCAUGGUGUUGCAACAUUGAUUGCAGUUCUUGGUGGUUCUUUGCUGGGGACAUUCCUAUCUGAAAAGAUUAUAGCAUACAUCGGAGGGAGCCUUUUUUUAGCAUUUGCCGCUGUGACACUAGUUGAAAUCGCGACUUCAUGA